AUAAAUAAACAGAACAAAUAAUUUGGAUCUGAGCAGAUCAGAUCCGGGUUCAAUUCAUCGUCUUCAUCCAUUUCGGCCAUCGCCAUUUUCGAAGCUCCUCCUUCGAACGGCUGUGAUUUUAUAUUUAUUGGAGUUGCUUUUAAUUGAGAUUUUCUAGUUAAUAAUGUCUGAGCAUAUCAAAGAGACGGAACGAGUGGACGGAGAUGGACAUGUUGGAUCUGAAAAACCUAUGCCAUCAUCUCAGAUGGAGGAGGAAGUUAUAAAGAAAAAAUAUGGAGGAAUUGUUCCCAAGAAGCCACCACUCAUUUCUAAGGAUCAUGAACGUGCUUAUUUUGAUUCUGCUGAUUGGGCAUUGGGAAAGCAAGGAGUCGAGAAGCCUAAAGGACCUUUAGAAGCCCUGCGGCCGAAAUUACAGCCAACGCAACAGCAAACAAGAUACAGGAAGUCUCCUUAUGCUCCAUCAGAUGAUGAAGAUGGAGGAGCUGCUCCAAAUGAAUAUGCGAAUUAGAAUGAAUGAACGACUGCUGCUUGUGUAUGUUGUAGCUGUUUGAUUGUAUCUCAGUCCUGUUGAAUACCUAUCUAGGUAUGAGCAAUUUUCUUUUGUUUUUUAGAAUACAAUUGCUCGGGUUCGGGAUAUGUUAUUGUGCCUUCAUUAAGAAUAUAUAUCUAUUGUAUGGAGCAUGGUAACUACAUUGAUCUAUUUCAUAUUUGUCAUUGAUGACAUAGAUUAUGACAUUUUAUGAGUCAAAUUCAAGAAUGUUUUAGCAGAUUUGUGAGAAAUAUAUAGCUUGAUCUUCUUCCU
Messenger RNA from Momordica charantia (bitter melon), 802 nucleotides. RefSeq names its product cAMP-regulated phosphoprotein 19-related protein. Gene Ontology annotation, molecular function: protein phosphatase inhibitor activity. NCBI's taxonomy places the organism in Eukaryota, Viridiplantae, Streptophyta, Magnoliopsida, Cucurbitales, Cucurbitaceae. Gene Ontology annotation, cellular component: cytoplasm. The record is from RefSeq and is a predicted model, not a curated record.